Molecule: messenger RNA, 6272 nt
Organism: Columba livia (rock pigeon)
Lineage: Eukaryota; Metazoa; Chordata; Aves; Columbiformes; Columbidae
Gene: SLC9A9
Product: solute carrier family 9 member A9
Exons: 16
Coding region: 214-2139 (641 amino acids)
Biological process (GO): proton transmembrane transport; potassium ion transmembrane transport; regulation of intracellular pH
Cellular component (GO): plasma membrane; recycling endosome
Molecular function (GO): potassium:proton antiporter activity; sodium:proton antiporter activity
Source: RefSeq, a predicted model, not a curated record
AGGGCGGCUUUAAGAGAGAAGCAGGAAGCUGUAACCAGAAUCCAGCUGAAUUCUGAGCUGAGGCACUUUACCCUGAGGCUGCAAAUGAAACAGAUGUGCUUUCUGUGAAUUUCUGUAGUAUCUGGACUUUUUUGUACCAAAGGUGAUAAAACUUGACUUCCUGUGAUUUUUUUUUUCUUUUAUUUUGCACAUAUUUUCCAUGAAGUGAAUGAAAUGGAGAAGUUGAAGAAAUACGUGUCAGUGAAAGAUGAAGAUCAGUUUUAUCAUCAGGGAGCUGUGGAGCUGCUAGUCUUCAACUUUCUGCUCAUUCUUACAAUAUUAACAAUUUGGUUGUUCAAAAACCAUCGGUUCCGCUUUCUGCAUGAAACUGGAGGAGCUAUGCUUUAUGGUCUUGUAAUGGGAUUAAUUAUACGAUACGCAACAAAAACAUCAGAUGUUGAAAGUGGAACUGUUUAUGAAUGUGAAAAGCUGAAAUCUGGGCCAUCCACUCUACUUAUUAAUAUAACUAAUCAGGUCUAUGAAUAUCAAUACAAAAGAGAGAUCAGCUACCACAACGUCAAUGGUCACCAGGGCAAUGCAAUGCUUCAAAAGAUGACAUUUGAUCCUUCCAUCUUCUUCAAUAUUUUGCUGCCACCCAUUAUAUUUCAUGCUGGAUAUAGUUUAAAGAAGAGACAUUUUUUUCGUAACUUAGGAUCGAUUUUAACCUAUGCCUUUUUGGGAACUGCCAUCUCCUGCAUUGUCAUAGGGUUGAUAAUGUAUGGUUUUGUGAAGGCCAUGGUACACAUUGGCCAGUUAAAAGGAUGGGAAUUCCACUUCACUGACUGUUUAUUUUUUGGAUCGCUGAUGUCUGCAACAGAUCCAGUGACAGUGCUUGCUAUUUUCCACGAGCUGCACGUGGAUACAGAUCUGUACACACUCCUGUUUGGAGAGAGUGUCCUAAAUGAUGCUGUGGCUAUCGUGCUGACGUACUCUAUAUCCAUUUACAGUCCUAAGGAGAAUCCUAAUGCAUUUGAUGCUGCUGCUUUCUUCCAGUCUGUGGGAAAUUUCCUGGGGAUCUUUGCUGGAUCGUUUGCCAUGGGAUCCUCUUAUGCUGUUGUCACAGCUUUACUGACAAAAUUUACAAAACUGUGUGAGUUCCCAAUGUUGGAGACAGGACUGUUUUUCCUCCUGUCCUGGAGUGCCUUCUUAUCAGCAGAAGCUGCUGGUCUUACAGGUAUUGUUGCGGUCCUUUUCUGCGGAGUCACACAGGCCCAUUAUACCUUCAACAAUCUAUCACCAGAUUCCAAAAUGAGAACUAAACAGUUGUUCGAGUUCAUGAAUUUUUUGGCUGAGAAUGUCAUCUUCUGUUACAUGGGACUCGCGCUAUUCACGUUUCAAAAUCAUAUCUUCAAUCCUCUUUUUAUAUUUGGUGCAUUUGUGGCAGUUUUUGCAGCAAGAGCUUGCAACAUAUAUCCACUUUCUUUCAUUUUGAAUUUGGGUCGAAAACAAAAGAUUCCCAGGAACUUUCAGCAUAUGAUGAUGUUUUCAGGUUUACGUGGUGCAAUAGCGUUUGCAUUGGCUAUUCGAGAGACAGAAUCCCAGCCCAAACAAAUGAUGUUUACCACAGCACUGCUUGUUGUGUUUUUCACAGUCUGGGUGUUUGGUGGAGGCACAACACCGAUGCUCACGUGGCUUCAGAUCAGAGUUGGCGUAGAUCCAGAUGAAGAUCUGAAAGCAGUAGCUGAAAGCCAGAGUGCAUCUAACUUGGAUAAAAAUACAACCAAAGCUGAGAGCGCGUGGCUGUUCAGAAUAUGGUACGGCUUUGACCACAAAUACCUAAAACCUAUCUUAACACACGCUGGUCCACCUCUCACAACAACGUUACCUGAAUGGUGCAAUCCUGUUGCCAGGCUCUUGACCAGCCCCUCUGCAUAUGGCGAUAAACUGAAGGGUGAUGACACAGAUCAUAUCAUAAAUAACGAUGAAUUGACUGAAAACUAUGACUUGUCUGCUCACAUACCAGUGCCAGCACCGGACAGAACAGGCUCCAUCCAGGCUACAGGCAAGGAAGAUAUUCAUGAAGGAGACCUGGGAUUAGGAGGCUACAAACUCCAGCUUGAACAGCCUGCAGGUCAACCCCAGAUGAAUUCUUUGGCAUGAACAGUGUAAUGUUAAUCACAAAAAAUAAGAUUAAAACAAAUAAAUAAAAUAUACUAGCAUGUGAACAAGAGGCUAGAAAAAUAUACUAAGCACAGAAAUCAAAGAAAACUUAGAUUUUACCAACUAAAUGCCUGCACCCCCCAUGAGAAAGCUUACCAUCAUCCAUAUACCUUCAACAAUAUGCAGGUUUUCCAUUUUUAAUAAAAAGGCAUAGGGCACUGCCAGCCCACUGCAAGUCCCUGACAGUCACGUGUUGUCUCAUGGCACUUGACUGUACUGUGCCCCCCACACAGACACAGGCCUUUGAAUGUUGCUUGUAGCCUUUAGUCAGCUGGGGUGGAGAGAAACAGCUUCUAACAUAGUCGUGCUCACAUGAUAACAGCACUUUUUAUACAGCUGGUCCUGAGCAGAUACACAGAUAUCUGCUACUCCAGUAGCAACUAGUUUUAUAAGGAUGAAGCAGAAGACUUUGUCCAAACAGUGUGAUCUAAAAAUACUUAAAACAUGCAUUGCAGCACCUCAGUCUUAGUAGAUCAGCCUCCUUCAUGCUCACAGUAUAGACUUUUGCUGACAAGCAGCCCAGCAUUUGCUUUAUAAAUGCACCUUAUAACCUAGUCUGUAUAGGGCUGCACCAGGCUGCCAAACUGGCCAUGGAUAGUAGGAGACUAUGAAGUUUAUGAAAUCAACAACAGCUCCCAUUAUUGCUGCACUGAGUGGGCGUGACCACUAUUUACACAGCAGUUAUUCCACAAGGCAUUUGUCAUCACAGCUUCGCAGCACACAGAGCUUACAUGCCAGGGAAAAUUUUGUUGCUUUACAAGGUCAUUCUAAAUGUACAACUUGAUUUAAGAAGUCAACUGUUUCAUUUUUUAUCAUUCAAGGGAAGUGAGCUGUUUCUAAACAAAUAUUUCUGCAAAACAGCUAUAUCUUAAAACUGCUGCUCCAAGGAAAAGUUUGUUCAUCGCUAUUUAUGCUGGGCACUUAAUAUCAUGCUAGUUCUGAGGACAGUGGUGGUUAGAUAUUUAAAAAAACACCACACACCCACAAACAGGAGAAGAGUAGUAUCUACUGUGUCUGCAUAAAUGUACUAACCGGAUAAACAACUGGUCAACCAUAUUUACAACUCCCUGACAUAUACUAUUAUCAAGCUUCCGCAUAUAUCAGCUAAGUAGUACAAACAGAGGAAUUUUGUUGUUAGGCUUUUUGUUGUUAACAGCACAUGCCUUUUCUCAUUACAGAUGUUUAAACUAACCGCAUGAUAAUGUUCCUACUAAGAAAGUUAAACCAUAAGGGGUUUUUAAAUAAAGUCAUUCUUAAUAUACAAAGACAAUGAGCAAGAAAGAAAUUUGAAGUCUACAAGAAUUUUUAAAAUAAAUAAAUAAAAAAAUAAAUCAAGUCAUCUCCAUGAAUAAUCUAAAGCUGAAUAGGUCUUGAUUUCACCACAGAUGGAAGCUGAAAUACAAACUUAAAUAUAAUCAAGUUUUAGUUAUUCUUUUCCAGGAUAAUUGAUUUCUGGUUAAAUGUGACUCUAGAACAGCUGUUAUAAGCAUAAAAUUGAACACUGGAGUUCUAUAUACUGUUACAAGUGAUCAGAGGCUUAAACUAGCAUUUUAUUUUCCUCUAAAUGCUAAUCAAAGAACUUCAAGUGAUCUUAAUCCCCACGUGGUUUAAAACAAACAAUAUUAGGAUACAAUAAUUUCUGAGAAGAACUAAUGAAUUUCCACCUCCCCGCUUUGCCUUGUUUAGCUGCAUGAGGUGGUUAAAGAUGUGUGGCAGGUUGCAAGAAGGGAUGGAGAAUAGAUGGGGUCAGGUUUUCCAGCUCAGUACUGCACACCCUACAGCACACAGUGGGAGGCAGCAGAGGCAGGAUAGGAAGGUAGAGACACUGCAGUGAGGUGAAUGUGGCACCACAGUGAGAAGGUUUUGUCACGGAUGGGCACUAACACAGGCCUGAUUGCAGUAGCCAGAGUUUUGAUAUCAGUCUUCAGAAGUAUCGAGUGUAUGUCACCAGGCUUCCAGAUCCCAGUCCUUAGAUUACAGUGCAAAUCAAUAAACUGCUGCAGUAUUAUGAAGAUGCAAAGCUGUUUUUCACAACUGCUACAUGAACUGGAAAUGACAAGCUCUUCAACAGUUCUGCUCUUGAUUCUACUCUGAAAUGCAUCCUGCAGCAUACUCUAUGGGGUUUUUACUGAUUUAUUAUGUCUAUGUUCAACUUUCUCACGCUUGUACAAUGUGAUAAAUGGAGAGCUCUAGGGUCUGAAAUUCUGUUUAUCAACAGCAGUCUGCAGUGAAUACUCUCCACACCAAUUCUGCCUGGAUGCCUUAAAAGGACUACUUUGCUUAGCAAAAAAGUCAUUCCUUGCAACAAGAGAGUACAUCCUUCACAAAUGAGAUUUUUAUGCUGAGACUAUGAAGAGGCUGAAUACAAGAGAUCCCAGCAGGAUGGGUAUUUGUCCUCUGAGGCCACACUCAGCAACCAAAUUAUCACUGGCUUUCAGGAAAAAUCAAUAGUUUGAGUUGCAAGUUGCAAUAAAAGUGUCUAUUGUCCAUUACACUAUUCAGCCUCUCCAUUUUCUGAUUUUUAAAUAUUCUUUUCGUGAUAUUCAGAUGCAGAGUUAAAACAACAUUAGAACAGAAAUAUAUUUGUAUUCAAGGAGAAAUUAUCAGCAAAUAGUAAUUCUGCUCAACUGUUUAAACAGAGUAAUGGAUGUUGAGAGGCCUUUAAUGUUAAUUCACAGUUCACACGCUGUAGAUUUAAACUACUUAGUAUCACACAGUGUUUGACCAUGCAAGUCACUCUCACGAUAAAUGUGAAGCUUCUCUUCCCGAGUUAAUUUAAUAAAACACUGCUUGGAAAAUGAAAUGUAAGAUAUAUUGUCAGAACAUAGUAACUGCAUACUCUGUAUGAAAGCCAAAAUGUUAAGAAAGUUGGAAAUCUGCAAUAUUGCUAAACCUUUCAGGUUUCAGAAGUAAUAACUAAAAUUUCAUACUGAACUGCAAAGAUCAUUUGGCUGAGGUUGGAAGGAGCAGAAUGAAUCCUGGCUAUACAGCAGAGACAGUCUAAAAAGACACUGUACUAAAAAUAUCAGAUCACUAUGAUAACUUUCACAGAGAAGUGCAACUUUUGGUAACUUCACCAAAAGUAGGGGCGUUGGAAGCAAACACUCAUGUUGCUGUGUUCAGAGCUUGAACUUUUCCAUAGUAACAACAUUAGCACUAUCUUCAGCAAACUGAUUAACCCUGUGCAGAACUCAAGCCACUAAACUAAUUCAUUGAAGCCAUGAGAGCAGUUCACAAUCUUUGCACCUGGCAUCUUACCUCUGUGCCUUGCUGGGCUGAGGGCAGUCUUGUACUUUCCUUUUGAAAGCUGGUCUGUAUUUUGCUAUCAGCCAUCAAGUAGCGCUAUACAUUUGGGUAGACCAUAAAUGCAGUAAUAUACAUAAGUGUAUUUCAGAUGCACAUGAGCAUUAUACAUAUGCUUUCGAAAUUCUGUUUUCAGAGACUGAAUUCUUGGAAUACAAAUACUAAUUAUGGCCUUCAGAUAACAAAGAAAUUAUCCUGAAUACACACUUUAGAUAUUGGAAGCUACUACUUCUAAAGAUGUUUUUCCCCUACUUCCUUCUAUCGGAAUGGAAAAUAGCCUUUUUCAGCAUCUUAAAGCAAACUAGUUCUGAGCAUUUUAAAUAACUUAACACAAGGAAGCUCAUCUCUGGUAGUGUAAUCCCAACAGACAUGAGUUCUGCUCAGUGAACUGUAAAAGACUUGUCAACAUUUCUAUUUUAUAAACAGUCUUUCAGAACUUGAAAAUUUUCCAGUUGAUCCAAAUUUCCUAAGCAAAUAUUUGUUUCACCUUUGUCCCAAUACUAAUUUUCAGAUGACAAAAUCUCUUCCCUCCUUUAGCUCAAUUAUUGUUUUUAAGGUAGAUAUUACUGAUCAGGAGAGUUAGACAAAACACCUGAACAUGUUUUUCCUUGAAUUUGUUUGUUUGUUGUUUUGGCUUUUUUUGUUUUGGGGUUUGGUGUGGUUUUUAUUUUCUAUGUGGGGGUUUUUUGUUUGUUUGCAGAUUUUUUUUUUUUUUUUACGUCAUAAUCACAAAAUGAAGUUCAAGUUUAUAAAGAGUAGAAAAAGCCUUA